AUGUCAGACUCCCAGGAACAGAGUCUGGAUGAAAAUGUAGUUUUCCUGCCAGUGGAUGAGUCCUCCCCAGAGUUCCUUCACAGUGAGAGGGAGCGUGAAGCCGUGGAGAGACUCCUGAGUGCAGGACCGGAGGCCUUCUACAGCUCCAUCGGCACUGAGCGCUCCGGAUGCUUCUUAUCUUCUGAAGAGGUCAGCCAGAUAACCAGCUGGGCUCAGAACUAUGAUUUCAACCACUUACAACAGGAAAAUGCAGUGGAAAGCAGCGCAGACAAGGAAGACUUCAGUUCCACCUACUUCCCUUGCCACUCAGACAUGCCGACACCAAACCUGGAGCUGGGCUGGCCUGAGAAGAACAACUGGGUGCCACAAGGAAGCGUCAUGGUCCACACCAGUCCUCCUGCUGAAGGACAACCUCCAGUCCGAGAGGUCAUCAGACGGCACUUACAAAAGGCCAGCCAAGUAAUUGCCAUUGUGACAGACAGGUUGACGGACGGUGCAAUAAUUGGGGAUUUACAUAAUGCAGCCUCCCGAGGUGUCCCUGUCUACAUCAUCCUGAACCAAAGGUCCAUUCAGGAGAAUUUCACACUCAACAGGCUUAGGCAUCCGAACAUGCGGGUCCGAGUUCUUGGAGGAACAAGCUUUUGUUCAAGAACAGGAAGGAUGGUGGUCGGGGAAAUGAAAAGCAAGUUCCUUCUGGUGGAUUUAGAGAGAGUGAUUCAUGGCAGCUACAGCCUCACGUGGACGGACGCCCACCUGCACCGGCAGCUCAUCACUGUUCUGAGUGGACCAGUUGUUGACGUCUUUGACAGGGAGUUCAGGAUCCUUUUUGCUGCUUCGCUCCCAGUCCCCAACACAUGGAGGGUCACGGGCACCAAUGCACACAUGAAUCAUCAGCUCAAAGACUUCCCACCUCUUCGGUUCCGAAAGCAGGUCUCUCUGGAGCCUGAGAUUUUCAGCCCUCCGUCGCCUCCUGCUGAUUUCCUCAUGGACUGGGAAGCAAUGGGUGUUGUUCAGAGAGACGGCAGCCUUCUGGGCAGUUCUUUUGGCCAACAGGAGGAAAUUGUGGACAAGGAAAUGCCACCACAGAACAACAUGCUCUUUGAUAAAAGCACACCUAAUACAGACAGACUCGCUAACAAUGUGAACCAAUUUGUGGAUAAGAGAAGGAUGGAGCAUAAAAUAGAGAAAGCUAUUUACAGGCAACUCCCCAUGGAGAAGAAAACUAAUUUACAUGACAGAAAUGCAACGAGACUCAACAAUGAAGCAAAAGAACCCACACAGAUACUCCCACCUGCUAAGAAAGGAGAGCGCUGGAGGAGGAGGGACUCUAUUUUGGAAGAGGAGAGCAUAACAGAGGAACCUGUUUCCAAAGUGGAAAACAAACCAUCUUCUAGAAAACCUAUAAUCUUGAGGAUGCCACAGUCUGAAAGCUUCAGCUCUCUAAGCGACAUCAUGAAGAGGAUUAAACAGGGAACUCCAGGAGGAUCAAAUUCUACUUUGUCUGAGCGAACCCAGUCCAUGAUGGAUCUGAGCAUUCACGACACGGACAAAAAUCAAGACGAGAGAGGAGUCCCAGUGCCGAGGUUUAAGGCCAGUUAUGAACCGGAUUACAUGACACCUGCUUUGGCCCUGAUGAGGAAGAGGAACGAUGAACUAAAAUCUACAUUGUACAGAACUCCAAAGUCCUUCCUGCCCAAAGAGAGGCCUCGCAGCGCCAGCUAUACUCUCCACAUGGACUGGAGGAAGCCACUGGCAGAGAAGGAGGGAGAGCAGGAAUGAGGAGCGAUGAAGGAGAGUACAUGAACAAUAUGUUGUGAUCUUAUGUCACAGAGGAAAGGCAGCUGCAAGUAGCGGAUACUUUGGAUAUCUGCAGUGUUAACAGACAAUGAAUGUGGAAAUAAAACUACUGUCAUGUAGAUUGUAUAUAAAUUGAAUCUGUUGAAUUGCUGCCUCUCUAAAUCUGAUUAAGAUGAAAUGUUCUGCAUGUACAGUAUGUUUAAAAUAAAUGAAGUACUUCUGUUAAUGCUGCUCACCAUCAGCAAUGACAACUGUUGUAUUUGCUGGACUGCUACUGCAAAAUUAGUAGUUGCAAAUUUAGAAAAAAAAAGAGAGAUUGUGGAUGGACAGUUUGCUUGAGAUUUGUAAAAGUAAUAGUGCUUAGGGUCCAAAAAUAGUCGAGGUGCAACAGUAUUUGUAGAUAGAUAGAUAUACACUGUCGGUCGCAACGCCACCUGGUGGACAUGCGUGGAUUCGCCGACCAGCAAGGAUGCGAGGACCUGUCCAUCACUGCUUGCAGCUUUAAUUUUAUUAAACAUUUCUCAAAUCUGUGGAGAGUUUCUGGAAAUUUUGGAAAAAAAUAUUAAGAAGAUAGUCAUAAAUUGAAAAGACUUGCCAGGAGAUGUGGGACAAGAUCUGCCUGAAUUAGAAGGUAAAAGACACGAAGAAGUUUUUCUUCACAUUAAAGUCCUUUUCUGUUCACUAAUUUAACCCCUCAAAACUCAUCUCUGACGAUCAAAGUUAAAAAAUAAUCUCUUCCUGCCUUGAAGUUUAUUAUAUACGACUUAAUAGCGUUCCUUUCUCUAGAAUGUGCAGAUCUGUGUCCUUGCAUCCUCUUCUUUCUUACGAUCUUAUGCAGCUUUACACAGAACAGCAGGAAUAUCGAUUUAUGACAAAAGGUUUAUGAGGAACAUUUGAAACUUGUGCUCAUAGGAUAUAAAAAGUUUAGUGCAGAUAGAGACAGCAGGCAUUUUUGUGAUUUUUUUCUGAAAGUGUAACAAAAUAUUUUACAAUUACAGCCUUUAAAGGUCACACUUCGUUGGUCAAGAAAAAUGCGCAGAAAUACAUCAAAGCUGCCACAUAUUCCUGGUAAAUUGGAGAAAUUUCUUGGAAUCUACAGUGUUCUAAAAUAAAUUAAAAAGAGCAACAAUAAAAAAAA
Molecule: messenger RNA, 2935 nt
Organism: Acanthochromis polyacanthus (spiny chromis)
Lineage: Eukaryota; Metazoa; Chordata; Actinopteri; Pomacentridae
Gene: sack1e
Product: family with sequence similarity 83 member E
Exons: 7
Coding region: 1-1779 (592 amino acids)
Biological process (GO): epidermal growth factor receptor signaling pathway
Source: RefSeq, a predicted model, not a curated record